AUGCCGCCGCCCUCUACGCACCGCUCCCCAUACACCUUCUGGCUGCGGCCUGCAGGUUUCUCCGGCCGGCCACGACUGGCAUAUACUACCCUGGUCGCCACGUGUCCCAGCAAGCACUCCAUCUGUCCUUACUUAACGGUUCAGUACUAUCCACGCGGCGGCGACGACGACAACACGACCAGAAGCAACCCGACGUGCGCCAUCGCCAACAUUGAGCGUUUGGCCACGGCCGGAUGCGCCGCCCUCAAACGGCGCAUCGAGCUGCGCGACAAGACCAACCGAAUGAGUCGCCAUGGGCCGCUUCCUCGGCCGGACGGCUGGCAGCAGGACAAGGAUGCUGCUGGUGGCUGCAACAGCAGGCCCGAAAAGAGCGGCCACAGCGACAUGUUGCACUUCCUCGUGCUCAUCUCGCCCGACAAGUACAGCGUCUGCACCGGCGGGCGCUCCGACCGUGGAGAAGGCGGCGGUACGCAUCCGCCCCGAUCGGGAGGCCCGCCCUCGCACGCCCCCAGCACGACCACGGACCGCCAGCCCAGAAGCAUAAUUAGCGCGUCCGACACAUCCCGAUCCUUCCUCGCGCCGCCUCCGGUGCGUCCGCCGGAUUCCAUCCUCCCGAGCGCCGCCGUCAUUGGCAGCACGUACGAUGCCGUCGUGAACCGACGAGGCGCAAUCAAGCAUCAGCAGGCGAAACAGCCCAAGUACCGCGUCAGGAACCUGGCCGUGGGCGUCGGGACCGAGCGGGAAAUGAUGAUGGGCCUGGUCGAGUGGGUCAACGCGAUUCAUGGCUGGGCGCUCGGCGUCCAGGUGCAGGCGGACCUGGACGAUUUCCGAGUGAACAGGUAUCGGCCGCGUUGAGGAGCAGCACCAUGUUAACGAC
Phialemonium atrogriseum is the source of this 877-nucleotide messenger RNA. RefSeq lists its product as uncharacterized. NCBI's taxonomy places the organism in Eukaryota, Fungi, Ascomycota, Sordariomycetes, Cephalothecales, Cephalothecaceae. The coding region runs from base 1 to 855 and encodes 284 amino acids. The transcript has 3 exons. The record is from RefSeq and is a predicted model, not a curated record.